Prosopis cineraria is the source of this 2075-nucleotide messenger RNA. RefSeq names its product ABC transporter G family member 15-like. Gene Ontology annotation, cellular component: membrane. Gene Ontology annotation, molecular function: ABC-type transporter activity; ATP hydrolysis activity; ATP binding. The record is from RefSeq and is a predicted model, not a curated record. Bases 53 to 2002 code for a protein of 649 amino acids. The transcript is spliced from 9 exons. Lineage: Eukaryota; Viridiplantae; Streptophyta; Magnoliopsida; Fabales; Fabaceae.
AUUGCAUGGUGCGGAGGGCAGACACGAUACGAGAGAGAGUGAAAUUGAGAAUAUGGGGCUCAGGAGCGUUGUGUGGGAAGAUCUCUCCGUGCAGGUCGCCGCCGACACGAGGGUGCUUCUCCAUCCGACCACCGCCUUCGCUCAAUCUGCUCGUCUCUUUGCUCUCUUGGGUCCUUCCGGCUCCGGCAAGACCACCCUUCUCCACUCUCUUUCCGGAAGACCUCAUGCAAAUGCUUCAGUGACCGGCGACAUCCUAAUUAAUGGGAAGAAGAGAAAGUGGCAUCAUGGAGAGAUGUCUUAUGUUGCUCAAGAAGAGACUUUCAUGGGAACUUUGACGGUGAGAGAAACUCUCACAUACUCUGCGAAAAUGAGGUUGAUUUCAAAAAUGACCAAAGAAGAGAUAAGUCAGGUGGUUCAGCGCACUAUAAUGGAAAUGGGACUUGAAGAAUGUGCUGAUAAUCAUAUUGGGAACUGGCAUUUGCGAGGAAUCAGUAAUGGUGAAAAGAAGAGACUGAGCAUUGGCCUUGAGAUUCUCACGCAACCUAGCGUGUUAUUUCUCGAUGAACCUACCAGCGGACUCGAUAGUGCCUCGGCUUUCUACGUAAUCCAAUCCCUAAGCCAGAUAGCUCUGGGCGGAAAAAUAAUUAUGUGUUCGAUUCACCAACCGAGUAAUGAAAUCUUUCAUCUGUUUGAUGAUUUGCUUCUGCUCUCAGGUGGAGAAACUGUUUAUUUCGGCGAGGCCAAGAUGGCUUUAGAGUUUUUUGCUAAUGCAGGCUUCCCCUGCCCAACAAGAAGAAACCCUUCAGAUCACUUCCUUCUAUGCGUCAAUCUGGACUUUGAAUUGAUUGCAACAUCAUCGAAUUCUGCAAUGGACGUCAAAACAUCGGAGGGUAGAGCGGCCCUUAUUCACAGUUACAAAACAUCAGAGAUAAUGGUCAACGCAAGAAGAAAGAUUCAAGAUCUGAUAUCUGAUCCGCAGGAAGAAAUGGUAAUUCAGUCCGACAUUAGAACAAGCACUAGCACUUGGUGGAAGCAACUCUGCACAUUGACCCAACGAUCUUUCCUGAACAUGACCAGGGACAUGGGUUAUUACUGGCUCAGGAUCAUUUUCUACGUAAUGGUCUCAAUCAGUGUUGGAACCCAAUUUUAUCAUAUUGGUACACACAGCACCUCAAUCUUAGCCAGAGGAAAGUGCAUAUCAUUCAUCUACGGCUUCAUGAUUUGUUUAUCAUGUGGAGGAUUGCCAUUUUUCAUUGAAGAAUUAAAGGUGUUCUAUGGUGAAAGGUCCAAAGGACAUUAUGGGGAAGCCGUGUUUGUACUGUCAAACAUCCUAUCAUCGUUCCCUUUCCUUGUUCUGACAUCGCUCUUAUCCGGAACGAUCAUAUACUACAUGGUGCAGUUUCAUCCAGGCUUAACCCAUUAUGCAUUCUUCUGCAUCAACUUGUUCUGCUGCUUAUCAGUUGUCGAGGGCUGCAUCAUGGUUGUGGCCUCAAUGGUUCCCAAUGUCCUGAUGGGCAUUGGAGUAGGAACUGGUGUAAUAAUCUUUAUGAUGAUGUCUUCACAAAUCUUCAGACCACUACCCGACAUUCCCAAGUUCUUUUGGCGCUAUCCUAUGUCCUACCUCAGUUUUGCAACUUGGGCUGUACAGGGACAGUACAAGAAUGACAUGGUGGGGCUAGAGUUUGAUGCUCUGCUACCUGGUGAGUCAAGAGUAAAGGGAGAGCAAAUCCUAAAGACGGUAUUUGGGGUUCCAUUGGAUCAUGGCAAGUGGUGGGACUUAACAGCGUUGCUUUCAUUACUAUUACUUAACCGAAUGCUCCUCUUUGUUGUACUUUGGCACAACAAUAGGCCCAAAAUAAGCAUGCUGGGGCAUUACGCAAAGGUCUUUGCUGCAAGAUUUUCACCAAGUAAAAUGCCAUCUGUCUCUUCCAAUAAGAAGCAACUUGCUCUCCGGCCAUUAUCUUCUCAAGAGGGUCUCAUGUCCCCGAAUUUUGCAAUUUGAUGCUUUUGGAUAUUGCAAUCAUGUAAAUUCAAGUGGUUAUUCAUCGAGUCUUUAUCAUCAGGAUGAGCUCUAA